CAAAAACCUUGUAACACCAUGAGAGUCGACGUUACUCUCUUCGCAUCCGCGUUGGCCUUCUGCACCACGAGUGCCGCCGAGUUGUUCUGCAAAAACCACCCAUCCAGUACGCAUUGGCCCUCGGCCGGGGAAUGGGACGCCCUCAACCACACCGUCGGAGGCGGCUUAAUCAGAUCGACGCCUGUCGCCUCGUCUUGCUACAAAGACAGCAAUUUCGCAUCUGCCUUCAGCUGCAAGAACGUGACUGAAAGCUGGUUUUUAUCCGAGUUUCAUGCGCUACAACCCGAGUCAAUUGGGUAUUCUUACUGGGCAAACAACUCGUGUGUCCCUCCCAACGACCAUGGCUAUCGAUCCGGACAAAGCUGUAAGAUUGGCGGUCUGCCUCAAUACGUUCUUGAGGCUACAUCUGCAGCUCAGAUAGCCACCGCUAUGAAAUGGGCCAGCUCACGCAACAUCCGCAUCGUGAUAAAGGGCACAGGACACGAUCUCAAUGGAAGGCAUGUCGAGCGUUCUGACUGGCCUCAUCCCUCCAAGAGCAUAACCGAGCACGUCGCUGUGGUCGGAAGUGGCAACAACUGGGGAGAUGUGCUCCAGGGCGCUUACUCAGUGGGAAGAACAGUCGUCAGCGGUCAAGAUCCUACGGUUGGUUUAGGCGGAUUCAUCGGAGGCGGUGGGCAUGGUCCUCUAUCCAGUCACCAUGGCCUCGCCGCCGAUCAGGUUCUUCAAGCCACAGUCGUGACUACAGACGGUCGUAUCCUGGUCGCGAAUCCUGCUCUGAACCAAGAUCUUCUCUGGGCCGUUCGCGGUGGCGGCCCUGGCCUGUACGGAGUUGUCGUUGAGUAUGUUUUACGAACUCACCCUUAUCCCAAGAACGUGGUCUGGUCAUCAAUCUCUAUAGACCUUGCAGAGAAUGCGACAGUUGAGGCAGCUACGGCCUCUUGGAAAGCUAUGGCGGUUCUGGUCAGAAGUCUUCCAGGCUUGAUGGAUCUUGGAAUCACCGGAAACGGGUUCGCUUCGACAUCAACAAUCUCAACCAGAGACAGCCACUCAUCCGUUCAAAGGGGCGUCGGACUCACAAUCACACUAUUUGGCUACAACACCACGACCCUGGCGCUGAAAUCUUUGCUUGAGCCAACCAGCCGCAGAAUGAUGACUUACGUUGAUGUUGAAGGCCUCAAAGUUACAAUGGCGGAGCCAAAGAUGGAAUCUAAUUACUUGACCUUUUUCGAUGUGCUAAACCCGAACCCCAGCGCAUGCAGCGAUAUCAGUUUAGUCUCCAGUCGUCUACUCGGCCAUUCCCAGCUUACAGAUCUGUCUUUGGCGGACGUUCAGACACAUCUUUACACCAUCAUGAACUCUCAGGUUGAAGGAGAACCCUCAAACAUGAUUAUUGGUCUCCAAGGCGGACCGGGUCCCAGAGAUGUAUCACACGACAUGCGCGGUGGUCUGAACCCAGCAUGGCGACAGGCCUACCUCCACCUCUUAAGUACCGGUGUCAAACUCAACGUAACCAACCCCAACAUUCAGGGCGAGCUCAGGGUGGCGGCCGAGUGGAUUGAAGAGCACAAGGAAGUUGUGUGGCGUAAGUGGGCGCCCGGUUCUGGCUCCUACAUCAACGAAGCAAACCCCUUCAACGGGAACUUCAAGGAGGACUUCUAUGGCGCCAGUUAUGACCGCCUUGUUGAGAUCAAGCAGGAAUACGACCCGACCGAUAGCCUCUACGUCCUUUCAGGGGUUGGUAGUGACAAAUGGCAGUACGAUUUAAACAGCGGGAUGCUUUGUGCUGAAAAUUAAAGGCAACGAGAAACUGCAUUGCCAC
Molecule: messenger RNA, 1819 nt
Organism: Fusarium oxysporum Fo47
Lineage: Eukaryota; Fungi; Ascomycota; Sordariomycetes; Hypocreales; Nectriaceae
Product: FAD-binding oxidoreductase
Exons: 2
Coding region: 19-1794 (591 amino acids)
Molecular function (GO): FAD binding; oxidoreductase activity
Source: RefSeq, a predicted model, not a curated record